AUGUUGAGCUGGCUCUACUGUUCCAAUGCUUCGGCAUUCUUUGUAACACAGACACUACGUGGUCUGUCUCGAGAUGGAAGAACUGUCAUAGCCUCAAUUCACCAGCCCAGCAGUGAAGUUUUCGAGUUGUUUGAUAGAUUGUACUUGCUUUCUGGAGGCAAAACAGUUUACUUUGGUCAGGCUUCAGAAGCAUACGAGUUCUUUGCUCAUGCUGGCUUUCCCUGCCCUACUCUGAGGAACCCAUCCGAUCAUUUUCUCCGAUGCAUUAACUCUGAUUUCGACAAAGUUAAGGCAACUUUGAAAGGAUCAAUGAAACUGCGGUUUGAGACAAAUGAUGAUCCUCUUGAGAAAAUAACUACAGCUGAAGCUAUCCGAAAACUUAUAGACUUCUACCGUACUUCUCAGCACUGUUACUCAGCAAGAGAAAAGGUUGAGGAGAUCUCAAAAGUUAAAGGAACUGUGCUAGAUUCAGGAGGCAGUCAGGCCAGUUUCUUUAUGCAGUCCUUUACCUUAACCAAGCGUUCAUUUAUCAACAUGUCAAGGGACUUCGGUUACUACUGGCUGAGGCUUGUGAUCUACGUUGUGGUCACUAUCUGCAUUGGAACAAUCUAUUUGGAUGUGGGGACUGGCUACAAUUCCAUCUUGGCAAGGGGAGCAUGUGCCUCUUUUGUAUUCGGGUUUGUCACAUUCAUGUCAAUCGGAGGAUUUCCUUGCUUUGUGGAAGAUAUGAAGGUUUUUCAAAGAGAGAGGCUGAAUGGGCACUAUGGUGUGACUGCAUUUGUAAUUAGCAACACUAUAUCUGCAAUGCCAUUCCUGAUGCUGAUCACCUUCAUCUCUGGAACUGUCUGCUAUUUCAUGGUCCGUCUCCACCCCGGUUUCUCACAUUAUCUGUUCUUUGUGUUGUGCCUCUAUGCAAGCGUCACGGUAGUGGAGAGCCUGAUGAUGGCCAUAGCCAGUAUUGUCCCGAACUUCCUCAUGGGGAUCAUCACAGGGGCUGGAAUUCAGGGAAUAUUCAUGCUAGUCUCCGGGUACUUCAGACUCCCCAAUGACAUCCCAAAACCUGUUUGGCGUUACCCUAUGUCUUACAUCAGUUUCCACUUCUGGGCUCUACAGGGACAAUACCAAAAUGAUCUGAAUGGGUUGGUGUUCGACAACCAAUCACCUGGUCUUCCCAAAAUUCCUGGUGAAUACAUAUUGGAGAACAUAUUCCAGAUCGAUGUGAAUCGAUCAAAAUGGGUGGAUCUCAGUGUUAUCUUCUGCAUGAUUAUCAUCUAUCGAAUCUUCUUCUUCAUCAUGAUCAAGAUUAACGAGGACGUGACCCCCUGGAUCGGAGGCUACAUAGCAAGGAGAAGAAUGCAACAGAAGAAUGGUAAUCAGAACACCACAGUUGCUCCCUGUGGUCUCAAACAAUCCCCUUCCUUUAGAGCCUAUGUGGACAAUCAGACAACUGGAACAAGCAAGAGGUAG
Molecule: messenger RNA, 1467 nt
Organism: Ilex paraguariensis (yerba mate)
Lineage: Eukaryota; Viridiplantae; Streptophyta; Magnoliopsida; Aquifoliales; Aquifoliaceae
Source: the annotation of a GenBank genome assembly